Prorocentrum cordatum is the source of this 1664-nucleotide messenger RNA. NCBI's taxonomy places the organism in Eukaryota, Dinophyceae, Prorocentrales, Prorocentraceae. The record is from the annotation of a GenBank genome assembly.
AGCCAGUUUGGCUCAAACCGCUAUGUAAAGCCUCUGCAUUGUCACCGCGGUCCACCAAGCACCAGUGAUGGGCAGCCGGGCCGGUGGCAACUCGGCCCUGGAGCUCAAGCACCAUGUGCUGAAUGGCCGUCUGGCACAGGCCAAGAAGCUCUUAGCCUCCACGCGGAUAUCAUUGGAGGACUGCCAAGAUGAGGACGGCAAUACAGCGCUGCACUGGUGCGCGCAGGGCUUGCAGACCGAUGCCGAGACCCGUGAGGUUCCAGACGAGGAGAUGCUCAUCUUCCUUCUUCAGAACGGCGCUCCAAAGAACAGACAGAACCGCAUCGGCGAGACACCGUUGAUGGGCGCUGUGCGCAUGGCGACGCUGGAUCCCUUGCGCGCGGAGGCCCUCAUCUCGGCCCUGCUGUCGAAGGGGCACGCCGACCCCCGCCGCGCGGACGUCUCGGGCGAGAGCCCGCUCAUGGAGGCCGCGGCCGCGGGCCUCGAGGAGGUCGGCAGGCUCCUCCUCGAGCACAGAAAAAAGUUAAAAAGUAAAAAGAAAAAAACAACAUAUUAUACAAAAAAGGCUUCUCCUCGAGCACCGCGCCAACCCGCUGGCGGAGAGCUCCUCCGGGCUGACGGCCGCGCAGCUGGCGCAGGAGUCCGGCUCCGAGGCCUUCGCGCUCCUGCUGAGGUCGCCCCUCGCCGAGAGAACGCCCGAGCGCUGGCGAGCUAUGUGCUCGUACAGGCGGUCCUCGUCGCCGUUGCGGCAUUCCCCUGUGGAAGCCCUGGCCAGGACGCACCCACAGGGGGAGGUGCGCGGAGCAGCGGCAGGGACUCGUCGGGGCACGCCGGCCCUGCCGCAGCGCUGUUCGGCUUGGUCUGGGCCCUCCUCCUCCUCCUCCUCCUCCUCCUCCUCCUCCUCCUCCUCCUCCUCCUCCUCCCCCUCCUCUCUGUGUUGCCGUUCGUUUCGGUGCUCGUGCUUGCUCCGUUUUGAUUGCCGUUGUCGCUCGAAGCGCCUCGUUUCGUGCUUGGUUCCGCUUGGCACCGGUUUCGGUCUGACCGUUCGUUUUGGAGAGUAGGCUUCGCUUCAGUGCCAGCGCAAAAGCGUGGUUCCGAUUGAAACAGCGAUGUGGUCGGGGCAUGCUUGAAGAGAAACAGUCCGAACUCCGCGCGGGUUUCGUGGAUCUGGCGCCAGGCCCCUCACGGCGGCGCCUCCGGCGCCGCCCUUGUCGCGCUCCGCGCGCCAGGAAGGCCUUCUCCUUCUCGUGUCCACGCCUUGCUCGCCGCCGGCUUUCCUCGGGGGCGUGGGGCCCAGACAUUCGAGGAGGUCUGCCUGGAGGAGGCCCUGGGCAGGAGCGAGGAGCACUUGCAGGGGCACAGGGAGCGGCGGCGCGAGGGGGAGGCCAAGCAGCUCGAGCAGACGCUGUUCGGCCAGCGCCUCCGGCCUGGCCUCUCCUGCGACCGGGGCAGGCCAGGCCACCCCUACGCGGAGUACCAGACCUUGCACGACAUCGACUGAGCCGGUCCGGGCCUCACAAGCGGGGCCCGAGUAGCCUCCCGUCGACACUUCUUUCGUUUUCUUGCCCAUCGCCGCCUCGCCCUCGUGUAAUAGCGCCCUGAGCGGCCGCCCUCCCCGCCGAGCGCGGCAUUUGCGCUGUGGCUGGCCGGCUCCCGAGCAGAAA